Messenger RNA from Planococcus citri (citrus mealybug), 3175 nucleotides. Its product is annotated as zinc finger MYND domain-containing protein 11. Gene Ontology annotation, biological process: regulation of signal transduction; regulation of transcription elongation by RNA polymerase II. The record is from RefSeq and is a predicted model, not a curated record. Gene Ontology annotation, cellular component: nucleus. Gene Ontology annotation, molecular function: DNA binding; transcription corepressor activity. NCBI's taxonomy places the organism in Eukaryota, Metazoa, Arthropoda, Insecta, Hemiptera, Pseudococcidae. The transcript has 15 exons. Bases 300 to 2462 code for a protein of 720 amino acids.
UCGCGAGAAAACAGCGCCUGUGUUUUUUCCUUUCAGUGAACAGUGAACUCCUGAAACACCUAUUGUGUUUUCGAUUUCUAUUUUGUACGUGUUCGAUUGGAGUUAAUGAAGAAAACUAUCCGAAUUUGAAAUAAUGAAAGUUGUUGCUUGUAUGUCUCUUGGUAAUUGUCACGUAUUUUAAUAUAAUUUUGUGUUGUUUGGUGCUUGGUUUUAAAAAUGGGUAUAUAUAGUUAUGCGUAAAUAUAAUUUGCCAUAUUUCGCACAUACCUAUUCGUGGUACCCAGCCAUUUAUUAGGAACAUGAACAAAAAGUUGUUCUUAGCCAUGUCUCGACGUCGCGUAUCUUGUCCACUGACCGUCCAGCAGUUAUGGGAUGCUGUAAAAAUUAUCCGCUACAAGAGGCAAGUGCCAGAUGUUGAAAGAAUAACGCGGUAUAUGAACAGAACUCAUAACGUUUCUGAUGACGAAGUUGGCAGGCAAAUAAAUUACUGCGUUCGCGAUGGUUUGCUGAAAGUAAUCAAAAAAGUGGGAUCCAAAGGAUCAAAAUGCGGCAUUGAACAAGAAGGGUAUAAAUUACCCGAAGACAAGUUGGAAAAGGAUAGCCAUGAUUGGUAUUGUUUCGAGUGUCACAGUGGUGGCGAUGUGAUUUGUUGUACGUCUUGUCAUCGAGUGUACCACUUAUCUUGUAUAUCUAAAGACGAUUUACCGGAAGACGACGUCAAGAAUAAAUUUGUGUGCAGUAUUUGCAAUCGUUGUUCUAACAGAGAGCUGACUCCCAACAUAAAGAAAAGUCAGCUAAAUCGGUUAUUGAAGUAUACUGCUACUAAAAUGAAGGAUCGAUUACCUGUAGCAUUGACCGAUCGUCAGCCUCCGAGUAGUAAUUCGUAUUUAUCUGAGAGAUUCGCUAUUCAAGGCCAAGUAAAAAGUCCCAGUAUUGAUGUUCCUAGCAAUUUUAAAUGGAUCUUGAACGAUAAAGACGAGUGGCGAGUCGAUUAUCUCAUUUACAGGCCUAUCGACUUGCAUAUUAUGGAAUCGAAGGCAGAUUGCAAAAAAUACGAACAUCUGGAAGAAUUUCGAGCAGAUAUACAAACGAUCGUACACAACUAUGUUAUUUAUCACGGAGUUCACAGUAAUAUGGCGGAUAUGGCGCGACUAAUGUUACGCGAUUGUAAUACCGAUUUGCUAGAAAUUCUGGAGUGUUGGAGGUGUUAUAAACACUGUAAUGAUAAGACUCUGAGAAACUGGUUCAUCACUCCUUGUAAACCGCCUCACGAAUUGGUGUAUGCUAAAUCGAAAGGAUGUCCCUAUUGGCCGGCGAAGAUUAUGAAAGAUAAUGAAGAAACUUGCGAAGUGAAAUUCUUCGGCGGUAUACACGAAAGAGCCACCGUGGAGAAAAUAUACAUCAGACCUAUAUCGGUCAACAUCCAUACAUUGCAGAUAAAACGCACUUCGUCGUGGAAUAAAGCUUUCGAAGAAGUGAAACGACACCAGAAGCAGUUGGAGAAGCUACGCGAAGAAACGGAUAAUUACACGAAGCCUUUUGUAGAUUCUUCGAGCGACGAAUCCGAUACACCAGAUGUCGAUAAAGAUAUCGAUGAUUCCAGUAGAAAUAAAAGUAUUAAUUUCAGUCUCUCUCCUGUCGCGAAUAACGAUAAAAUCGAAGCGAAGGAAUCCAACGACGAGCGGUCGUCGCAACACGAUAAACCUAAGAAUUCGAGCGAAACUGUUGCUAAAACGCCCGUCAACGAAAUUAAAACCACGCGGCCUCGAGGUAGGCCUAAAAAGUCGACCUCCGAACAUGUCACCCCAACCCCCGCUCAAGAAGAUAAGUUGUCAAAACCUCCUCAAGCAACGAAAUCAUCGUCGCCGAAAUCUAGAGGCAGACCGCCAAAAAUAUCGGGAGCGCCAGCCGCCAAAAAACCUCGCAAAUCUGGUUCGUUUUCAUUAAACGUUGAAGACGACGGGCCGUCUGGGGCAGAGCCACCAGAAAUUAAAAUACCAUCGUUAGAUACCGACAGUAAUGAUAUCAAGAACCAAAACGACGCUGAAGAUCAUAAUAUCAGUUCAACUUCUGGAAAGUUGCAACUCGCUGCCAAAGGCAACGAGGAAGAAAUAGUUAGUUCUUCAUCUUCUCAGAAUCCUAUAAAAAGAUCGGUUAAAACGCAAACCAAAUCGUUAGAAGUUAAGCCUUCCAAAGAAUGGAUCGAAAAGAUGGAAGAAGAAUUCGAACAAGAAAAAGAAAGACUUAUCGCUAAAUUAAGAAAAGAACACGAACAAGAAAUCGCUUUAUUACGACAAGCCCACAACGCUAUACUAUCUGAAACUAAGCGUAAGCAGUGGUGCGUAAAUUGCGAGCUGGAAGCGAUUUAUCAUUGUUGUUGGAAUACUUCGUAUUGUAGUCCUGAUUGUCAGUUGGCUCAUUGGGCUGCCGAUCACAAGAGACACUGUCGAAGAAAACGAUAAUUAUUUUCAAAGCGACAUAAUUUUUACGAUUGAUUCGUGAAUUCUUCGUCUUCUCAUUUUUGGAAUGCGUGUGCGCAUUGUUAUUGUUGCCGUAAUCUUCAUCUCAUCGUGUAAAUUGUAUUAAAUCACGCCAGAAAGGCAUCACGUAAGAUUUAAGAUUGUUAUAGCAUUAAUCAUUCCAUUGAUCUUUUUAAAAUAGCUUUCUUAGCUUGUUUUACGAUUAUUUAUUAUAAUUAUUUUUCUAAUGGAAGAUUUUAUUUUCAUGUUGAUUUUUUUUACCGGAGUGUAAAAUUGUAAGAAAAUUGAAUAUUGUUUUAGUAAUUAAGAAAUUCGUGACAUGUGACGGAUAAUGGUAUGAGGUAAUUCAGUAUUUAUUAUACUAAUUUGUAGUGGUAAUUUAAAAUUUUGAAAAUAAACGUGCAAUAGAUACUUACAUAUUAUAUUGAUGGCUUCUUCGUACCUGCUCUAUUUUUACAUACGUAAUUAUUAUGUAUACAAAAAUAUAAAAAGUGUAUAAUAUCUUGUAAUUUGAGUUUUUUGAUACGGAUUGUUCUUGUAUUAUAUAGUUACUAACUAUUGUAAGCAGUUAACGUGCUAAACAAUUUUUUUUUCUUGUUGCUUGCAUAAUAUCGACAUUGAGACAUCUUGACAACGGAGAAAUUAACUUGUACAUUAUGAUUUCAAAAAUAAUAUAAUAUUAUGUGAAUUCUUCC